Molecule: messenger RNA, 815 nt
Organism: Puntigrus tetrazona (Sumatra barb)
Lineage: Eukaryota; Metazoa; Chordata; Actinopteri; Cypriniformes; Cyprinidae
Product: neurensin-1-like
Biological process (GO): nervous system development
Cellular component (GO): neuron projection; neuronal cell body; transport vesicle
Source: RefSeq, a predicted model, not a curated record
CUCUCUCUCUCUCUCUCUCUCUCUCUCUCUCACGCAUGCGCAGUGCGUCGCUGUGAGUCGAGCUCGUCGUCGGCUGUGAGGAGUGAAGAAGAGCAGCUCCAGCCCGGUUAUGACAGAUGUGAAGCAUGGCGUCCUGCUCGGAGAUCUGUGGCUCGGAUUACGCUGAGCAGAGCCAUGGGGCCCUCAGCAGCGGUUACCAGGGUUACGGGGUGCGCUCCUAUCUGCACCAGUUCUACGAGGAGUGCACCGCUUCCAUCUGGGAGCGCGAUGAAGAUUUCCAGACACAGAGAUCGCCGAGCCGCUGGAGCUCUGUGCUCUGGAAGGUCUGUCUCGCGCUAGGCGCUCUGAUCCUGGUGGCGGGGUUGUCUGUGCUGCUGGUGGGCUACGCCACGCCGCCUCGCCUCGAAGCGUUCGGAGAAGACGAGCUGCUGUUCGUGGACGGCCGCGCGGAUGCGCUUCAACGGGCCCUGGACGCCUGCAAGCUGGCCGGAGCCGUGCUGUUCUGCGUGGGCGGCAGCGGCAUGGCGGUGGGGCUGCUGCUGGCCGCCUGCUCUCAGGGCAGCUCCAAGGAAGAGCUCCGCCUCCAGCAGCGCUUCAAAGAGCGCCUGGCCGAGAUCCAGGCCUCCGUUCAGCCCGUCACCCGCGCUCCCACCCCGGGAGAGGCCAAGGUUCCCGUCACGCUCUCCAAAGUGCAGAGCGUCCAGCCCGGGGCGGAAACCUGACCUCUUCGUCGCUCCGGUCAAAAACAAAACGACCGUCCCUGGAACAGUAGAGAUAGAUAACACUGCACUUUCUCCGGCGCAUAUCAUUCGUCU